UCCGGCCGUCCUCUCUCCUCCUACUUCUUUGAAAUAUCUCCUUAAUUAAUUACGUUUGAAAGGGCGUCAAAAACUGGUCCAAACCUGCAAAUCCAAUAAUUCUGACCAAAUAUAUAUAAAGCCGAAGCUUUAUAAAAAUCAAAAUUCUGACCUCACCUCAUUUUCAGUCUCCUGUCAUUGCUGAAAAUGGAGAACACAAGGUACUCGAAUUUGAAGAAAUCUUUUGUGAUUGGAGUACGCAGCUUGUUAAGUUCUUGUUCUAGAGAGAAAUUUGGUGAAACUUUCCCCAAUUUCGCUCCAGCAGAAGUUGAACGCCUUCAUCAGUUAUAUUUUGAGGUGAUUACUUGUUUGACCGAGAGUAUAGAGCCAUCCAUCUGGAGGUUUGUCCAAUUUUCAGCCAUCCAUCUGGAGGAUGAAUUUGAGUCUUUAUGCGAGGAGACACAGGCAGGAACAACUCUAAACAUGGUGGAGGAGCUUGUGGAAGAACAACGCUUGGAAGGAAGCUUGAACCCCUUGUUUCUGGAGAGGAGUAAUACUGAAGAAGUCAUGAGACACUACCUAUCUGAAGCCAAAAAGGACGAGAUCAGUUACUUGAUGGCUAUGUUAGAGAAGGCAGAAGAACAGAAACGUGCUGUCACUUCUCUUCUUGAAGCCGUGAAGAAAGAAAGGCAUGAUUUCUCUGGUGUCAAAGACAUUGUUAAUAAGACUGGAAAUUUUGUAUCUGACAGUGUGGAGGAUCAAACAGAACAGGUUGGCUGAUCUAAAGGACUUCCAGAAAGUUAAUGCAAUUUAUGCUAAAUGCAGCAGCACUACCACUGGAUGCAAAAAUUGAAGUUGACUGCAUAGCAGUAUUCUAAAUAGACGAGUUAAAUGGAUGAGUCUUAACUUUCAUCGCUAGGAUUUUGAAUUUAAUAAGAGGAGUUUAGUGUUUAAUUCAGGGGCUCUUGACCCUCUGCUUUAGAUUCUAUUCCCAGAGCUGGCAGAUUAUAUGUAAAGGGCUCUUCAGCUCCCUUAUUAAGAACUCAGUAUUUCAUUGUAUAACCACGUUCAAAUUACUUGUAUUAUUGUUACUGAUUGACAAACCAACACUAGUUAAAAGGAACUUGUGCUGUUAGUGCACAGCCAUGGAUAUUACAUGUGAUUAUGCCAAUGUUCUGUUUGGAUCAUUGUUACCCAUCGUUUUAUAAUGUAUCGUAUUGUAUUGUAUGA
Molecule: messenger RNA, 1209 nt
Organism: Nicotiana tabacum (common tobacco)
Lineage: Eukaryota; Viridiplantae; Streptophyta; Magnoliopsida; Solanales; Solanaceae
Source: RefSeq, a predicted model, not a curated record